Messenger RNA from Zychaea mexicana, 758 nucleotides. RefSeq lists its product as uncharacterized. The coding region runs from base 174 to 629 and encodes 151 amino acids. The transcript has a single exon. The record is from RefSeq and is a predicted model, not a curated record. Lineage: Eukaryota; Fungi; Mucoromycota; Mucoromycetes; Mucorales; Lichtheimiaceae.
UUAUUUACAACCAGAGUGCUUAUUAUCAAGUAUUCUUGUUUCUAUUAGAUAAGCACUGGUACAGCUGCACACCCGAAUACCUCAAAGUAACAGGCAAACAACGAACCGAUUACCUUAUCGCCCAACGUAAUUAAAUACAUGCCAUAUACAUAAAAUAAUAAAGAAAUGAACUCAUGAGAAAAACAGAUCGUACGUGCCCUCCCUGCAUCCCGUGUUCCCCUGCUUUUUGUAUUUGCGUAUUUGGCCUUCUGCUGCCCGACAAGGCGCAGAUAGAAUCGUUCUGUUCGCUGUGCAACAUAAACCCUCUAAAACAAGUAAUUACAUUUCCCUGCUUGCCACGUAACGACACAUGGCGACACUGUAACAUAGCAACCAAUGCAUCUGUUGUCAAUGGCAACCAGCCAAUUUCGAUGUGCAUAACAGAAUAUGUGUACUGUAGCAACCGAACAAGUAAACUGGUCCUAGGUAACGAGAAGACUUGGGGGAAAGUUGAGAACGACAGGGAGUUGGCUGGAGGCUAUUUUUUCCAUUGUUCCACACAUCCAUUAUACAAUAUUAGCUGUGCAGACAUACACGUAUACGGAAGGCUCCAUCCUUACAAGACGACUCUCCAUUCGGAACCUCGUUGACUUCUUGAGCUUGCUCCAUCUGUCCGCUUCUUUGAAUCCAGUGAAAAUUGUUCAGCCGGGGCUAUUAGAUCGCGCGGACCACACCACCGAAGACAGCCGCAUAAAUAAAAUCACACAAGCGGGGGUGGA